AUGAGUUCAAUCGCGGAGGCACUGGUAUCACCUCCCCCGUUAAGUCAUGCUCUUCUUUCGAGCUUGGGCAAGGGAGCGCUUAGGGACUAUUUACGCAGUCCGGAACUCUCAAGUGUCUUUGCUGCAGAGGUGGUUCCACUGUGUUCAACAUUGAUGCUUACUGCGAGAAGCCCGCAAGUCAUUGACAAGCAUGUCACUGCUGCAUCGAACGCUCUCUGCGUCUUUCUCAACGAAGGUGUCUCGAGCAAAACACCCGAGUUCUGUGAGUUUGUGUUGUCCAAGGAAUCAUGGUUGGAAGCCCUCCAGUGUGUCCACAAAGCAUUUGACGAUGGCAAGAACAAGCCUGCUUUUCAGUUGCUGGAGACUCUGUGCAGUCUGUUACCCCGAAUCACCGGGGAUCUUAUCGUUGAACUUCUGACACGAUCCGCAUUACCGCUUCUCACAGCAUUAAUUCUGGCUUCUCCUCGAUCUGAUGUGAAGAAGUCUUGUCUUAUGCUGUCGAGUUUGGUCCGGAAGACUCCAAUAAAAAGUCUGUUAAGUAUGCUCACUGAGCAGAUAGUGGAGGACAACAAGUCAAAAUGGAAUCAAUGUCUUUCAUUUCAUAAUAUUUCAACUGAGGAUCUUCUCAGCCUGGGCCCUGAGAGCAUGGUCUCCUUCUUCUUUGCACUAAUAUUCGCAAUGAUUGACCUUGACACAAGAACAUCUGCUCUGAAGCUCUACUCCUACUUGUGCAAUGAUCAAAUUGAUGAUCCUGCCACGUCCGAACUGCAAAGCCUGGGCGAGCAAGCCAUUAAAUUGUUCCUUUCCAGAAACCAGGCCACCUUAGGCGAUUUCGCCGAAAACGUACUGCCAGCUAUUCUUGGUGAUAAGAAAAGGUUCUUGGUGUUUGUCAAUGAUUACUCUUCGUCAUGUCGAGAGGAUGAGACCAGAAUGUCAAUUUUUCUCGCUGCACUGAAAGUUGGUCGAUCGAAGAAUAUACUGUCCGAAGAUGAAAUGGCGGGUAUUUUGAACCAAGCGGUAUCCGAACUUGUGGCUUCGCCAAAAAGUCAAGAAGACCACAACCGGCCUUUCGAGUAUCUACUUACUCUUCGAAACCCCGAGCUCAGAAUAUUGGCAUACGGUCUAAUGACAAUAUCACCCGCUGCAAAUGCCGCGGUGUCUCGUGGUAUUCUAGAUUCGGUUUCUUUUGGUCUCAAAUACUUACAUAACGAUGCCGAUGCCCAUGAAAGGGGCGAAAUCUUGAGUGUCACCAGGAGGUUUUUGAAACGAAUAUCUGCGAGCCAUGCAGCUCUAUCAAGAACACCAGAAAGUAAAAGGCAGGGUGAGAUGGUCGAAAUCAUCCUAAAAGACUAUCGAAGCUUCGCCCUCAAUCUUUACGAAUUUCUCAAAUCGGAACUUGGAGGCCACAUCUCCUAUCAGCGACACAUCCUCGCUUUGCAUUCCCUACGCUGCUUCAUUGACCAUGUGGUAGAUCCUGGAAUAUACAAGUAUGAUAUUGUCCUCUUCAAAUCGCUAACCAGUCUGAUCCUCGAUCCUUUCGAGGAUGUGAGAAGUACUUCUGCGUCACUCCUGAAAGUCUUAAAAAUGCAGUCCCCGAUGACUUUGGCCAGCAUUAUAGACGAUGAUUUUAUUGCUUCGGUAAGUCUUCUUGCGGUCGACACGGUCCGAGGGGAUCAUGCAGAUGGGCUAGGAAGACUGUGGGCUUUGUAUGAUACCCUGGAUGAAAAGGUUCCUGGUGUCAUGGAGUGCUAUGAUCAAGGGUUCUACUCCUCUAGGUUGACAACACUACUGCGGCUGCAGCGCGAGUGUCUAUCCAAAACUACAACGCUAGGCUCCAGUUCUCGCUUCCCAAUUCAUGGAUCCCUGCUCUCACUUUGUUACCGGCUUCAGGAUAUGAAAAGUCAAGCCACCAUAAUACCUACCACUUUUCAAUCGACAGUCCUUGACGACUGCGUUGCCAUAUGGGGAAUGGUGAGAUCAAUUCUUUGUGUCGACUCCCCGGAGACCGCUUAUGAAGCCGAGGACGAAGAAGGGAAGGAAGGUCCGAAGGAUUUAUUGGCCUAUUCAUGGAGAGCACUUCGAGAUUCAAGGUAUGCAUUCUUGGGUUCCUGUGUGGUCUUAGCUUACGAAAUCAGUCUGCUUCUACAGUCAUUGUUGAUGGCUGUUGAACUAGACUCUCCAUUACACUCGGUCAUAGGAGACAUUUGCUUGGACCAGCUGAUAUCACUCCGGCAUCGUGGUGCUUUCUCAACUGUUGCACAGACUUUUGGUAUAUGUUGUGAUCGUGCUCGACUGUCCCCAAAUGAAAAGAUCCGCUCUCUUAAUCAGAAAUGGUACAAGGUCUCCCUAUCCCAGAUUGACGAGCAAGGCGACCGCCUAACGCGCCGUUCAGCUGGGCUGCCGGCCAUGUUCUCAGCACUGUUGAGCCCCGGAGAUCCUUCUUUCUUCUCCUCAGCUGUGCUCAAGCUCAUCUCUUUGGCUCAAGCAACGAGCGCUAAGAGCUUGGAGGAUGAGCAGAAAUUGCCACAAGUACAUGCUCUCAAUUGCUUGAAGGAGAUAUUGACAACUUCAAGAUUUUCUGCUAUUAUCACUCAGUUCCUCAACCCAAUCCUAGAAUUAGCAGCAACAAGCCUUUCAUCCUCAACAUGGGCCAUACGCAACUGCGGCCUGAUGCUACUGAGAGCAUGUAUCAAUCGCCUCAGUGCCAAACUUCCUGAAGCUGCCGUCCAAUCAGGUACAACAAGAUCUCUUUCGGAAAUUCGUGACACUCCUAGCGAGAUUGCGCUCAGUCUUCUGAAGAAGGCAGACAAAGAAACGGAAAGGACUGCUGUAUCCGAGGCCAAAUCAGCAGAAACUUUAUUCUCAGCAUUAGACCUAUUGGGACACACAACGCUGCCGGACGCAAAGAAUAGCAUCGUCGACAAGGCACUUUAUCAACACCUGUCUCAUGCCAACUGGGCAAUUCGAGAUCAUGCUGCGCUACUACUGUCUAGACGUGUGAUCAUUGGGAGCUUGUCGCUAUUAUUAAGAAGCGCUCCUGGCGAGAUAGGGUCAGACAUGUCGCAAAACACUGCUCAUGGAAUUCUACUCUGCUUUAGGUACAUCUUGAAGGCUGCGGCGAACUAUCUCCAGCGAGAUGAACUGGACAAUGCACUUGCUGAGCUUACGGAAUUAACGAACAUUUUCCAAAGUGCGCAUCAAAGCUCUCCCUACAUACACGCUGCGAUUUUCGACAUAUUGAAUGAUGCGGCAGCUCUUGUAUUGGAGCACCAGUGGCCUUCAGAUGCUUUAAUGGCCAUACCCACGGCAAAAAUCGCUUUAGAGAGCCAGAGGAACUCUCUCCACGCUCCCUACCUGGACCAAAGGCUGCUCCUGUUCCGAGUCUAUACCCUCCUUAUUACGAAGGCUUCCCCGGGGUCAGACUUGAAGGACUCCUCACUUGUCCGUGAUCUUGUCUCAUCCUCGGACUGUCUGAGCUACGUGAUGGAGGUUUUGUCCCAUAAGAGCUUCUGGUCCAAGGUUCCUCACGGGGUUAAAUUCCUUGCGUAUCUCACGCGUGGUCUCCAUCAGGAUUCCGGCGUGACAGCUAGGGUACUUGAUACUGUGGCAACCUGCCUGGUUGAUAGCAUGGACAAGCUAGAUACCUCUUCUUUGCCAGAGAUAUGUUCAAUUCUGGGCAAGAGCGAACUCGUGGAGCCAAAAACACGAGAAGGGGUAAAUAUUGGUAUGAGACUUGAUGCGUAUCGGCUCUUCGCGCCGAAAACAGUCAAAGAUGAGAGCCAAGGACAGACAGCCACAGAUUUCGACCUCUGGGUCAGCAUGAUUGAAUUUGCCUCGAGGGAUGUCCUGGAUUUUCCUACCAGGUGGAGUGCAGCCAGUGCGCUUUCAACAUGUUUUCGACUGAUGGCGCAGCAGCCGGCCUUACUGGUAGCGGAACAGGUACUACUGCGCUCAAAGAUGAUAUUGUACAAUCUGUUGAACGACGACGAUGAAGAUGUCCGGGCUGAGGCGUCUUCAGCAGCAGCAAGAUUACUUGGGCACAAUGACCCAACACAGCACAAGUUAGGCCUCUGUACGAUGGCUGCAAGGGAAUUGCUGAUGGAUAGGAUUGUUGAAGAGCAUGGAAGAACGCUCACACUUGCCGAGAGUGCAAUCGUACAUGUCAUGCUCUUGAGAGAAAAUGCGUCGGAAAUCUCUGAUUUGCACUACAGCCUGGCUGACAUUUUUGCCGUGCCGGUAGCAUCGAAGCUCAAGAAGCUCUUACUUGCCAAAGAUGAUCUUUUUGCUGAGGAAAGUCAGAACCUCUACAUCGAUGAUGUGCAAGAGAUUCAGCUAUGGAAGAGGGGUUUGGAGGGAUGUGUUGAUGCUUUCACGCAGCAGCAACUUGACCUUAUUGCUACAUGGGUUUUGGAAGGACUCCAGUCUGUCGUAGAUUUCCUCCUGCCUAGCUCGACUGCAACGGAGGCGAAAGAGGAUGCUGGAGCGAAUGGAAAGCGAGUGACUGAAGACCUACGAGACCCUGAUGGUAGACGGGCCACCCUGCAUCCAUUUGGACCAACAUAUGACGCAGACUUCCUUGUUGUCUUUAUGAAAGUCAUCAGUAUAGCUGGUGUGAUCUGCCCUAGGUUGAGCAGGGCCGAGCAAGAACAAGUUUUAGUGGGACUGUGGCAGGCUCGGCAGAUUUGUCGUGAUCGCCAGGCGGAUGAGAUGUUUACCAAGGCAGUGAAAGAGGCACUGGAAACUUCACGUUGA
Molecule: messenger RNA, 4752 nt
Organism: Exophiala bonariae
Lineage: Eukaryota; Fungi; Ascomycota; Eurotiomycetes; Chaetothyriales; Herpotrichiellaceae
Exons: 3
Coding region: 1-4752 (1583 amino acids)
Biological process (GO): tRNA methylation
Cellular component (GO): cytosol
Source: RefSeq, a predicted model, not a curated record